Molecule: messenger RNA, 1452 nt
Organism: Hippopotamus amphibius kiboko
Lineage: Eukaryota; Metazoa; Chordata; Mammalia; Artiodactyla; Hippopotamidae
Gene: F2RL2
Product: coagulation factor II thrombin receptor like 2
Exons: 2
Coding region: 185-1315 (376 amino acids)
Biological process (GO): phospholipase C-activating G protein-coupled receptor signaling pathway; thrombin-activated receptor signaling pathway; positive regulation of Rho protein signal transduction
Cellular component (GO): membrane
Molecular function (GO): thrombin-activated receptor activity
Source: RefSeq, a predicted model, not a curated record
AAACAUGAGUGCUGUCACACCCUUUCCUUGCAGAGGACCUGGGCAAGCUUCCUGUCUGCAGAGCACAGGAGAACACGCUUCUACAGAGAGAACCAGGUUUCCAAUUGGUGCCGACACAUGGAACUGAGCUGAAACUGUACUCCCUAAUUUUACACAUUUGAGAAACAGGCCUCAGAUCAUCAAGAUGAAAGCCAUCAUCUUUGCAGCUGUUGGAGCACUGCUUCUGUUGCCUGCUUCCUGUCAAAGCGGCAUGGAGUAUGAGGCAGACAAUUUGGCAAAGCCAAUCUUACCUAUUAAGACCUUCCGUGGAGCUCCCCCAAAUUCUUUUGAAGAGUUCCCCCUUUCUGCCAUAGAAGGCUGGACAGGAACCACCACAACUGUAAAAAUUAAAUGCCCUGAAGAAAGUGUUUCAAAUCUCCAUGUGAAUAAUGCUACCAUGGGGUACCUGAGCAGCUCUUUAAGUACCAAACUGAUACCUGCCAUCUAUAUCCUGGUGUUUGUAGUAGGUGUGCCAGCCAACACAGUGACCCUGUGGAUGCUCUUCAAGACCAGAUCUGUCCGUAUGACCAUCUUCUACACCAACCUGGCCGUUGCAGACUUUCUGUUUUGUGUUACACUGCCCUUUAGAAUAGCUUACCAUCUCAAUGGGAACAACUGGGUAUUCGGAGAGGUUGUGUGCCGGGCCACCACAGUCAUCUUCUAUGGCAACAUGUACUGCUCCAUUCUGCUCCUCGCCUGCAUCAGUAUCAACCGCUACCUGGCCAUCGUCCAUCCUUUCACUUACCGGGGGCUGCCCAAGCGUACCUAUGCCUUGCUAAUGUGUGGACUGGUGUGGACAACGGUUUUCUUAUAUAUGCUGCCGUUCUUCAUUCUGAAGCAGGAGUACUAUCUUGUCCAGCAGGACAUCACCACCUGCCAUGAUGUCCACAACACAUGUGAGUCCUCGUCUCCCUUCCAACUCUACUACUUCAUCUCCUUGGCAUUCUUCGGAUUCUUAAUUCCAUUUUUGGUCAUUAUCUACUGCUACACAGCCAUCAUUUGGACACUUAACGCGAAAGAUCGUAGGUGGUUGUGGUAUGUUAAGGCGAGUCUCCUCAUUCUUGUGAUUUUUACCAUUUGCUUUGCUCCAAGCAAUAUCAUACUCAUUAUCCACCAUGCAGAUUACUACUACAACACCGAUGGCUUAUACUUCAUCUAUCUCAUAGCUUUGUGCCUUGGUAGCCUGAAUAGUUGCCUAGAUCCAUUCCUUUAUUUUCUCAUGUCAAAAAUCACGGAUCACUCUACCACUUACCUUACAAUGGUGAAAUCAUCUUAGAGAACAAGGAAAGCUGUUUGUGAAAACAUACAUUCUUUGGGAUAACAUACGCAUAGUGCAAGAAGCUCUAUUCUCUAGCUCCGUUUGUGAGCCCCUAAGAAAUAGUGUUUCAAAAUAAAACAUUACAUAAACACUAA